This is a messenger RNA of Sycon ciliatum, 2404 nucleotides long. RefSeq lists its product as uncharacterized. Bases 171 to 1436 code for a protein of 421 amino acids. Lineage: Eukaryota; Metazoa; Porifera; Calcarea; Leucosolenida; Sycettidae. The record is from RefSeq and is a predicted model, not a curated record. Gene Ontology annotation, molecular function: protein binding. The transcript has 7 exons.
UCAUCAUAACACAGUCAACAGUGGUGCGGUGCAGUCUUCAAAAUCGGUGAAGGGGAACAGUGUGUGCCAGUAUUCGGUUGGAAGCGGCCUCCGAGAAAGCCCUCCCCAGCUUUUUACCCUCCAGGGGUGUACUAGCUAGCUUUCAGACAGAGCCGUGACACAGAUCCAAGAUGAUGGAGUUUAGAGGACUACUGGUCCUAUUGCUCGUGUCCGCCAUUGGACCCAGGAGAGGUGAUGCGUUCCUGGACGUGCUGCUCAAGGACGACAUGGUCCAGCUGUUUCUCGGUACCUCCACACCAUUCUACCUGGUUGAGCAAGGCUAUGACUCUCAGCUUGCACGGUCGGGUAUCCUGCAGUAUCUAGAUCCCCUGCAGCCGGAGAGGUCCCAGCUGACAUUCGAAUGGAGCUCCAAGAAGCCCAUCCAUUAUGUCAUCCAGCUCAACUCUGGUCACACGGGCGUCAUGGACAGCCCUCGCGCAGACAUCUCGCUGCGCGGCAUCGUGCCCAAAGUCGAGACCGAGUUCCACAUCAACUUCCCGUGCACGUUCCGCCAGAGUGGCACCACGUUUGUUGCCAUCACGUUCACGUUCUUCGACGACCGCGGCAUGCCCAUGUACGAGAUGCCCUUCACCUUGGCCAUGAAGCGUGCAUGUGUGAAAGCCAACAAGAAGGCCGAAGUGCACACACAUCGACUGGAUAUCAGCAAUAUCAAUGAUGACGAGAAGGAACACAUCAACACACAGCUAGGCAACGACCUGGGAGAUCCCGGAAAGGAGCGGACAAUCCCAGUCGCCGUGGUUGUCCAGCCCCAUCGGCCCGUUAGGCCAGCGGAGCAGCCCACUCCGCCGGAAAUCGAGACCGAACCCAAGGACGACUUUGGAAAGGCAGCCACGGAGGCACCUAAGGCCAAGCCGGCGCCUAUAGUGAAAACCGUGCGCGCACGUCCUACUCCCAAGCAGCCCAGGCCCCAGAUCGAUGCCUGCCCGAUGUGCAUCAUGCCAAAGAAUCAAUCACAGCUGGAGGAUCUCAUCUGCAAAGCCGGAUUUGCCAUUCGCACACGAUUGUCAUCGCUGGGCAAGGACACCAAGACGAAUCACUUCUUCCUGGGCCUGCGCGACUACCGUGAGCUGAGACCGAGCCGCCGCAGCGCCUCCAACGCCCUGUACGCCUGGGAGCGGCAGCGGCAGGGAGUCGAUGCCAGCGAGAAGGCCACGCUGACCUCCAGCGAGCCGAUGCGCGUACGCGUGAUGGUCGGCAGCCGUGGUGCGUGCAGCUGUAACGGCCGCGUCAACAACCGCGAUCUGUACCUGGUGGCCGGUAAGUACAGCUCCCGCCGCGGCCAGCUGGUCAUCCGCCAAACCAAGAGCCUGCUGCUCCCGUGGCGAGAGGUCAAGCACUGGAUCCGACGGCUGAAGCCAUUCCGCUGCAGCAAGUAAUGUGGGCAAUGGCGGUACCAGCCAGCCCCUGAGCUCACCAUACACUGAGUUGCAAGAGUAAUAGCAGCGAGAGUGGCGUAGAAAUACGGAGCACGCGUUUGCACGCCAAUUUGACAGCAUCACUGCACCAGCCGCAACAGAACACACACCCCUGAACACUAUCAAUUCCAGACCUGCCACCUUGAGCCAUCAUCCACUUAGACACCCCCCCCCCCCCAUCCUCCAUAUAUUGUUAGUGCCUAAGCAGUGCAGAGCACUGUGAGAUCAAAUUCUGACUACGUACCGGUACGUACCGAUGUGAGUUUGCACGCGAUAGAUCUGAGCAGUAAUGUGCUAAGAGAUUGUCUAGGUGGCUGCAACCCUCCAUCACGUCAGUGUACGUGCCGGCACAAAUUCGUUUUCGUGUCAUGUCGCGUUGGCAACAAUCCCUCAGAAAUAACUUUUUUUUCGUAGCGUUUGCUCCAUACAGCGUUGCUUCGCGCUUGCGCCGUCUUGAAAAUUUCCAAGGUGUAUUUUUUUACUACUGCCAGCCCGGCUCGGAAACAGUUUCAUGUGCACACGUUCUAGUACUAGCUACCAGCGUGCAAGAUUCUUAUCAUGCACAAUGUCACUGUAGAAUAAGAUACCGUCACCGCCUACGUAAAUAAAUUAUUGGCCCGCACCCGGGCAUACGCCCUGCACAAAAUACUGUUUCACAUUGUAGUACCCUGUACUCUAUUUGCCAUGCUGUUUUGGACUUGAUUUGGAUCGGUGUAUACUGGAGGAAAUAAUAGUCAGCACCAUAGAUAUUGCUCAGGCAUUAUUGGCACAUGGACUAGCUUCUUCAAUCUUGGCUCAUUUUAUGGUUAUUUUUAGGCAAAUUUUUCUCCUAGCCCAUUGCUGAUCCCGUAAUUCGUAAUUCUUUAUUGAUGCUAGGUGUAAAUCUGCAAUAUCCAUCGAAUGUGUAGUUUGACAGUGAGGGCUGUGUA